Pyrgilauda ruficollis (rufous-necked snowfinch) is the source of this 1003-nucleotide messenger RNA. RefSeq names its product B-cell differentiation antigen CD72-like. The transcript is spliced from 6 exons. Gene Ontology annotation, cellular component: plasma membrane. Bases 6 to 941 code for a protein of 311 amino acids. Gene Ontology annotation, molecular function: transmembrane signaling receptor activity. NCBI's taxonomy places the organism in Eukaryota, Metazoa, Chordata, Aves, Passeriformes, Passeridae. The record is from RefSeq and is a predicted model, not a curated record.
GGGGCAUGGCCCAGAGUGUGGUCUACGCCGACCUGAAGUUCGCGGCGCGGCCCCCAUCCACCGUGCCCGACGACGAUGACAGCCCGUACGAGAACGUGCCGCUGGGGCCGGUGGCAGCCGCGCCCAGCCCAGGGCGCUGGAGCCGGCGAUGGCACGUCCCCACGGCGCUGCUGGUAGCCACCCUGCUCCUGCUGCUGCUGCUGCUGGUGGCCGUCGUGGCCCUGGGGGCUUGCCACUGGCAGGUCACCCGCAGCCUGCAGGACUCCUCCCGUGAGCACAGAGCCGAGCAGGGCCGCCUGUCGCAGGAGCUGAGGGCGCAGGAGCAGAGCCUGGAGCAGGCACAGCUGGAGCUGGCAUGGGCCAGGGAAGAGCUGCAACGAGCGUGGCGCCAGGGCAACGUCAGCCAGCUGGAGCUGAAAAGCAGGAAUGCUGAGCUGGGGCAUACCCAGCAGGAGCUGGCUGCGUUGCAGGAGAAGAUGCAGGAGGUGCAGGGGAGGCUCAACACCAGCGAGAGAACUGUGAGCAGCCUGCGUGCCUGCGUGAACACAGAAUGCUGCCCCUGGGGCUGGGUGCUCUUCAAGAGCAAGUGUCUCUACAUCUCGGCGACAAACAAGACCUGGGAGCAGAGCCAGGAAGACUGUGAGGGGAGAUCUGCUCGACUGCUGGUCCAGGAUGAGUGGACACCACUGACAGUGCCGAAUUUUGUGCAGGCGUCUAAGGCACACUACUGGAUUGGAGGAAGACCUUUCUAUGUGGCAAGGAGAUCUAUGUGGAAGGACAGCAAACAUCCUUCGAAACGUCAUAUUCCAGACUGCUGGUCACUAGUUGAUGGGGAAAUGUGGAAUAAGCGGUGUGACAGUCCCAACCCGUGGAUCUGCGAGAAAUCCCCAAAGCUGAGCAUAGCAUCUGAGACUCAACCUCCUUUUCUGGCCAAGGACUGAGUGCUGCCACCCCCACUCCAUCCCUGGACUCAGGAACAGGACCUGGGUGUGCACCUGAGACC